This is a messenger RNA of Funneliformis geosporum, 225 nucleotides long. NCBI's taxonomy places the organism in Eukaryota, Fungi, Glomeromycota, Glomeromycetes, Glomerales, Glomeraceae. The record is from the annotation of a GenBank genome assembly.
AUGGCUGAUAGACCCGAUCAAUGUACAUUACAAAAGGACGAUUAUUUUGAAUGUUUACAUCAUACAAAAGAGAAAGCACGUGCUAAAUCUAUUAAAAUUCAAGAAUUAAAAUUAAUUGAACAACGAAAAAAACAAGAUGAAAUAUCUCGUAAAUUAACUGAUUCUGCUAAUAAAAGUAAUGUAAUGAGAUUAGGUAUUAUAGAAGAUAAUGAUAAACAAAAAUAA